AUGGAGAAGCUACAGGUCAAAUUAGUUCGUGUCACCCAAAUGAAAAAGAAAAAGGAAAUGGAGUACAGUAUCUAUUCAGAUCAUCUGCACUUUGAAAUCAGGAAAAUCGGAUAUCGAAACUUUUCGGAGAACUACAGUAGUCUGGAAUUCCACUUUUCCUCAAAACAGUUAUGGAAUGAAAUUCAUCAUAGUUAUUGA
Caenorhabditis briggsae is the source of this 198-nucleotide messenger RNA. The transcript has 2 exons. NCBI's taxonomy places the organism in Eukaryota, Metazoa, Nematoda, Chromadorea, Rhabditida, Rhabditidae. The record is from RefSeq and is a predicted model, not a curated record. The coding region runs from base 1 to 198 and encodes 65 amino acids.